Messenger RNA from Rhopilema esculentum, 3188 nucleotides. RefSeq names its product matrix metalloproteinase-14. Gene Ontology annotation, cellular component: extracellular matrix. Gene Ontology annotation, biological process: extracellular matrix organization; collagen catabolic process; proteolysis. NCBI's taxonomy places the organism in Eukaryota, Metazoa, Cnidaria, Scyphozoa, Rhizostomeae, Rhizostomatidae. Gene Ontology annotation, molecular function: metalloendopeptidase activity; zinc ion binding. The record is from RefSeq and is a predicted model, not a curated record.
GUGAAACAAGGAGGUUUCCUGCUGCGAAAGUCAAAUUGUUCAUUGAGCAAACAAAAGGAACCAAAUUCCUGUGGUACCGUUGAACGUAUAAGUAACUUAAUACGCGAUGAGGAUUUCAUAUCUCAUGCGUUUAACAAAAAGGAUUUGUAAAUCAGGUAUUUAAUACCAGAAAAAUAUUUAUUGGCAGAAUAGCAGAGCAAUUUUAACACAAGCAACAAUGACUCUAAAUACGAUGUUUAUUGUCAUCGUUUCAGCGACUUGUCUGCAUGGCUCUCCGCUUCAACCACCAACAAACAUUGAUCAAAGUGGACUGAACUACCUCGCAAAGUAUGGUUACGUAGUGCGUCCUGACCCACGAAGGGGUUCGAUCCUAGACGAAAAGAAGAUAGCAGAGGGGCUGAAAGCUUUUCAAAGGAUGGGAGGACUACCUGAAACGGGCGUAUUGAAUGAAGAGACGAAAAAAAUUAUGCAAUCACCGCGCUGUGGAAUGGCCGACUUUGCCCCAACCGAUAACGUCAAAAGAAAGAGAAGAUACAAGAAGCAGGGCAAAAUUUGGAAUAAAAGAAAUCUAACGUGGGCAAUUGCCAACAGCAACAACGACAAUAUCAAGGACGAAGAUGUCAAAGAAAUGGUAAUAAAAGCCUUUAAGAAAUGGUCAUCAGUAACCAAUAUCAACUUCGAAGAAGACAAAAGUAAACCUGAUAUAUUAUUAAAAUUUACCAGAAAAUAUCACGACGAUUCAUACCCAUUUGACGGAAUGGGCGGCGAAUUAGCCCAUGCAUUUUAUCCGGACGGUGGAGACGAUCUUACAGGAGAUGUUCAUUUUGAUGAUGACGAAAUAUUCAGUAUUAAAUCUUCAAAAGGAAGAGAUCUGUUAUGGAUCACAGUCCAUGAAGUUGGUCACAGUCUUGGGCUGGAUCACUCAGGAACGAAGGGAGCAGUAAUGCAUGCCCUCUAUAAAGCUACUAAUGGGCUUGAUUUUAACCUCCAUAUUGAUGACAUACAAGGUGCCCAAUCACUUUAUGGAGUAAGAGACCAACCGGCAACAGCUAGUCCGCCGCCUGUUUCUGAAAAGAGAAGCAAGAUUCCUGGAACUCAACUGCGGUUGUGCUUAAAUAGGGCCAAAGCUACAGUAAUGACGGUCAACAAAGACAUGUACAUUGUCAACGACGACAAAUCGUACAUUCUCGACCGUUACUUGAGGAGCAAAAAAGGCCCCAUUCCGACGUCAGAAUUAUUCGGUGGACUCAAAAGAAUCGAUGCAUUAUUUAAACGACAAUGGGAUCACAAACUUGUUGCAUUUAGUGGAAAUAAGUAUUACGUAUUUGAGGAUACAAAGCUUGUUGGUGGUCCUUAUUAUAUCAGUGAUGGCUUUAAAGGUCUACCAGCAAAUUUCGCUGACGUAAAAGCAGCGUUUGUUUGGCCAGGGAAUAAUCAGCUAUACAUAUUCAAAGAUGCGCAGUAUUGGAGGUUCAGUCGUAUCCAAAGCCAAGACAAAUAUAGAUUGGACUUUUAUUAUCCUAGAAAAACGCGCAAUGCUUGGAGAGGCGUUCCAGAAGAUUUUGAUAGCGUCCUUGCUUGGAGGUAUGAUAAGGUCUAUUUCUUCAAAGGAGAUCGCUACUAUAGAUUCAACAAUAGACGAUUCAGGGUCGAGUAUGGGUACCCAAGGAGUGUUUGGGAAGACUGGAGUGGGUGCCCUUCACAGUUAGCUGUAACAGGAGCCGCAGAGACCAGGACUGUAAAAUCAUCGCUUGUGCUUAUUUUGCCGUUAUUAUAUUUUAUUUUGCAUUAAAUACGCGUGAAGUCAUUAGAAUAUUGAUAUGUAAUUGGACAUGUACAUUUGUGUUGUUAUCGGUUGUUAGGCUUUUAUAUGAAAUAUGUAUUUAAAUUUUAUCAAAGUAAAUGUGAAAUUUUAUCAAAUUGACAAACAUUUUGUAAAUAUAGUUGAUGUUUUUGUUAGGUUGGGUAUUUAGAGAUAAGUAUCAGAAAUUAUUUGCAGCAUUGUUGGAAACAUAUCCGAGCAUAUUAUGAAGAAAUAUUUAAGGUUUAGCUUGUCUUUCUUUCUAUCUAAUUACUUGACAGAGAAGGGAUCAAAUUAAAAAAAUGCUAAAACAACCAGUGCAAUAGUUUUUUUAAAACAUGCCAAAUAUGCUUGUAUCUGAAAUAAAUUGAAGAUACUUUUAACUGCAAUCGUUGCCAUGUGCUAGUAUUGGUUCGACUGGCUAAUUUGCUGUCUUUUUGAAAAUGUUUUUCCAUCACAUGCAAUCUGUAUCACAUCACAUGCAUGCAACCCGUAUUCGUUAGCAAAUUUUAUCCGUUCAAGUUUUCUAAAGUCCUUGGAUAUUUGAAGCUAUAGAAUUUUUGACAUUUUUGCAUUGAAAACUGCAAGUUAAGAACAUUGUGAAGUGUCUGAAGAGGAUAUGCUUUUUUAAUGCAGCAAUUCAACUUACAGUCUAACUUUGAAAAAAAUUUCAAAUUUCCUUGUACAAAAUAUUUGACCUCAGUUUCAGAUUGAGAGCCAGAAUUCUAGUCUACUAGCAAAGUUUUCAUUAUGACGGCAAACUGACAACAGUUUUAAAAGGAUUUGACCGUGAUUGGCGAUUAAGGGGGUAAAGAUUAAUCCGGAACGAUUUUUGCGGGUCAAAUCCGUUACAAAUUUCAAUCUUCAUUACUCCGUAAAAUACAUGCACGAACAAAUGAGAAAUUGUAUCCGGACUAAAAAUAUGGUGAUAAAUCCAAAUCGGAGCUUGAAAAGUUAUACAAUGAUGGAGAAACUUCAAAAACGAGGCCGUAAGUUGAAAUGGUUCAUUAAGAUAUGAGCCCGAAUUUUCCACGUACGUUCUCAGACCCUGCUGUGUUAUGAAAACUAACAACGCAACAUUUUUGCAACAUUCAGCAAUUGUUUCAUUUUACAUAUCUAAACUGUUAAACCUACCGAAGCCUGAUCGAAAAGGGCAGGUCAGUGCACUGGAUGUGACAAACAUGGCUCAUUUGGAACUGGUGGAGCCAUUCACUGUGUCAAAAAUGCCUUUUUGUACCUGAUGGUUGAACUGGUCUCAUUCGGCUGAGCGAAUUCUGAUUAUUGUUUGCUCUUUUAUUUGAAAACAAAUAUAAAAUGUGCAUUUUAUCAAAAAUCAAUCACUUGUUUUUGGAUGUUGGUGAGUACGUAAAUUGGUCAGACGUUGGUC